AGUAAAGCUUUUUCUUUUUGUAACUUGACGUCGUGGGGAACAAUAUAAUCAGCUCUAGACUAUUGAGAUCCGCGAGCAUGGUGCAUAUCAAGGAAAUUCAUGAUAAAAGGCACAACUACUUAUGCGUUACUGACGAGGAGGAAGAUGAUCCUAAGUCUGGUACUUGGUUAACCAUUCGUUCUUCAUUGCGCCGUUUGGGGGGUACAAAACCCUCUUUUUGUACGAACUAUUUCCUGAGUGAGAUGUCCAAGAAGGCAGGACCCUUUAUAAAAGGCGGUUCCACAUUUUAUACUCUUAGAAACAGUCUUCAAGAAAAAUCGGCCACUGGUGAGUUGUAUCCUAUUCUCGGUCGUUCAAUCAUUUCUAAAUCAGUGAGGUGGGGGUCACAUGUUCAUAAACUCCAUGGAGAUUCUCGUUUUAUUGCGGGAUAUUGGGAGUGGACUGAAGAUGUUUUAUUUCGCUUUAAGGAAGUUCUUAUCGCAUGUUCAGUGUAUAAUGCUGUUUACGCUUCCCUAUAUUCCUAUUCCAAAGACCCAAAUGUAAUGCGCGCGUUUUGUGAGAGCUGGUGUCCUACUACAAACACGCUUCAUACUGUGGCUGGGGAGUUUUCUAUAUCACUUUGGGAUCUUUAUAGGCUUGGUGGCUUGCCUAUUGUUGGAGAGAUCUAUGAUGAAACAAUCCCUCUUCAUAACGAGUUAUUGAAACAAGAUGACCAAGGUAAUCGAGUCAUUUCCCGAGCUUGUGAUCAUUUAUAUGGAGUUUACCACUAUCUAGCGAAGUGACCUGAGUCUAAAAAGGGUGUGUUAGCUCGACAAUGGA
This is a messenger RNA of Spinacia oleracea (spinach), 819 nucleotides long. RefSeq lists its product as uncharacterized. The coding region runs from base 78 to 782 and encodes 234 amino acids. The transcript is spliced from 2 exons. Lineage: Eukaryota; Viridiplantae; Streptophyta; Magnoliopsida; Caryophyllales; Amaranthaceae. The record is from RefSeq and is a predicted model, not a curated record.